CGCUCGGCGUUCUAAUCUUGAAUAAAGACUAGUAGUCGCGCAGCUAAUAUAAAUUAACUAUUUCAUGACUAAACAGGCAAGCAUAAGCGGCUGCUGGGACAUGUAAGCGCCUCUCAUGUGUCUAACGCUUGCAAUUUAAUUACCCCCCGGCUAUCGGACUACUUAGUCUUUUGUCUAUAACACUCCAUAGAUUAUUCCUUCCGUACAAGGAAGCGAAGCUGUGGGAAGUGACAUCAGUACGGCAGUCGGUGAGGGGCGGGGACACAGGGGUUGCUGAUGGAAUUGCAGUCCUCCUGGGGAGAGGAGGGAUUGGAAGAAGAUGAUGAAGAGCUGGAAGAUCAUGAUGUGGAGAGCUCAGGAAGAGUAGUUACACCAGGGAGAGCAGGCAGCUUUCUGACCAAGAGGGGUAUCACUCUAAGAGUCCUAAUGAAAGAUGGAUUGAUAGAGGCUGGACAGGGGGUUCUGUCUAUACAUUACCUGGGUAGAAAAUUCCAGGGUGACUUACUGGUGGAUGGAAAAAUCAGAUGGCAAGAGAAUGGGCAGGCUUUCAACUCUCCUAGUGCAUGGGCCACCCACUGCAAAAAACUUGUCAACCCUGCCAAAAAGUCUGGUUGUGGAUGGGCAUCUGUUCGGUACAAGGGCCAGAAACUUGACCAGUACAAGACUGCAUGGCUUAGGCAGAAUCAGUCCCAUGGGCCAGCUGGUGAAGGGAGUCCACCUAGUGAGGGCGAGGAGGAUGAUCUAAUUGAUGAAGAGGAAGAGGAAGAAUCUCAAGACUGGAAGACUAGUAGUAUGGAACCAGUUGGAGGCAAAAAACAGCAAAGCAAAAUUGCAUCUAGUAGAAGCAGCCUGGCUGAGAUCAGAGUUCCUGUGAAAUACUCUUCAUUAGGAUGUCGUGAUUCUGCAAGAGAUCCCCACACUUUGGUAGAAGUGACUUCUUUUGCAGCGAUCAAUAAGUUUCAGCCAUUUCACGUAUCCAUCUCCAGUAAUGCUUUGCUGCUUUUGGAUUUCCACAGCCAUCUGACGCGAAGUGAGGUGGUGGGAUAUCUAGGGGGAAGAUGGGACACCAGCAGCCAGUUGUUGACUGUGAUUCGAGCCUUCCCUUGUCGCUCUCGUCUGAAGGACACUGAGUCUGCUGCAGCCGUAGAGGAGGAGAUUUACCAGUGUCUAUUCCUACGUGGCCUCUCCUUGGUUGGCUGGUAUCAUAGUCAUCCCACAACUCCAGCUCAACCAUCCCUGCAGGACAUUGAUGUUCAAAUGGAUUAUCAGCUUAAAUUACAGGGCACCGAAAAUAGCUUCCAGCCUUGCUUGGGCCUUAUAUGUGGACCUUACUUACAGGGAAACCAAGGAAUCCAGUCCACCAUCUGUCCUUUUUGGGUGAUGCCACCAGCUGAGCACCGCCCAAAUGAUUAUGGAAUUCCCAUGGAGGUGGAAGUGACAUAUAUUCAGGAUAGCUUCCUUACCAAUGAGAUUGUUCAUGAGAUGUUUAUGCUGGUGGAUUUUUAUAAAGGAGCCCCAGACUUGAUUCCUUUCCAGGAAAGGUGGAACGAAGAAAUAACUUAUCUGGACAAAAUAAAGGGUUCACUGUCAAGUCGAACACCAAAGGACCAAGGCUUUAGCCAUCUUCUGGACCAAGUGUACUUACUUCUCAAACAACUUGGCUGAGAGCAAUUCCAAACUCCAAGACCCCCCCCCAAAAAAAAUAGCACGCUCUAUACUCUGAUCUCUAAUCAAGGGAUAGAAGAAUGUGUCUGAGAAACACUUUUUUUGUACGACUCUCCUGAUCCAUACCAGUUUACAAGGUAUAUCUAGUUCAUCAUAUUUGUUUGUAGUUGCCACAAAAU
This is a messenger RNA of Spea bombifrons (plains spadefoot toad), 1844 nucleotides long. RefSeq names its product MPN domain containing (gene MPND). The transcript is spliced from 13 exons. The record is from RefSeq and is a predicted model, not a curated record. Lineage: Eukaryota; Metazoa; Chordata; Amphibia; Anura; Pelobatidae. Gene Ontology annotation, biological process: double-strand break repair. Gene Ontology annotation, molecular function: metallopeptidase activity; polyubiquitin modification-dependent protein binding. The coding region runs from base 277 to 1665 and encodes 462 amino acids. Gene Ontology annotation, cellular component: BRCA1-A complex; BRISC complex.